CACAUCGCAUAAAAGAGAUAAGUUACAAAAGAGUGAGUGACUGCAAAAGAGAAGAGAGCAUGGCUAUGGCCGCAAGCAGCAGCGUGUCACUGUUGAAGUCUUCUUUCACCGGAGAUCGAUUCUUACGCUGCUCACGCCACCAAUCACUUCCUCAACUAUUCCGUUACAGACAAGGAAUGAAUCAUUUUUCGAUGCAGUUACCUCGAUCACUUUCUGGCUUAACCAAUCUCUUAUUCAAUAGAAGGAACAUUGAUGACAACACCAAUCGUAAACGCUUGAGACCUGGAAUUGUUUCUCCACGUCGAAAAGUUCCCAAGGACAUAACAAAACCUCCAUAUGUAAAAUCCAUGGUUCCGCCAGGGAUUGCGAGUGGACCUGAAGUACAUGAUGAAAAGGGGAUUGAAUGUAUGAGAGCUUCUGGAAAGCUUGCUGCUCAGGUUCUUCAAUAUGCUGGGACCUUAGUAAAGCCAGGCAUAACGACUGAUGAAAUUGACGAAGCAGUUCACCAAAUGAUAAUUGAUAAUGGUGCGUACCCGUCUCCUCUUGGUUAUGGUGGUUUUCCAAAGAGUGUCUGCACAUCUGUGAAUGAAUGCAUUUGCCAUGGAAUACCAGAUUCACGUUCGCUUGAGGAUGGUGAUAUAAUCAACAUUGAUGUUACCGUUUAUCUAAAUGGUUAUCAUGGUGACACGUCGACCACUUUCUUUUGCGGAGAUGUUAAUGAUGAGGUCAAAAAACUAGUUCAGGUCACUAAAGAAUCCCUAGAUAAAGCAAUAUCCAUAUGUGCACCAGGAGUGGAAUUCAAGAAAAUUGGCAGAACAAUUCAUGAUCAUGCAGAUAAAUAUGGAUAUGGUGUUGUGCAACAGUUUGUUGGCCAUGGGGUUGGACGUGUUUUUCAUGCUGAUCCAGUUAUUCUUCACUUCAGAAACAAUGAAGAUGGACGUAUGAUGUUAAAUCAAACCUUCACGAUUGAACCUAUGCUAACUAUGGGCAGCAUCAAUCCUGUGAUGUGGAAAGACAACUGGACAGUUGUAACAGAAGAUGGAAGUCUUUCAGCUCAGUUUGAACACACCAUUUUGAUAACACCUGAUGGGGCUGAGAUUAUGACUCAAUGCUGACAAAUGCAUACAUUCAAUAUCUUUGCAUAGCUCGCACGAAGAAACUUAUUAUUGAGAUGUUAUUGAUUUAAUUACUUCCAGUUUCAGAUCAAAGUUCUUGCUGGAAAUUACCCAAGUUAUACGAAGCAUGUGCCAAAUGAGUCAGUGUUGUAUUCUUUCUGUGUUGUAUUUAUAUAUAGUUUUACAGUCUCAUAUUCUUCAAUUUUUACUACACUUGUUUUUCAUUGUUCUGAGAAAAAAUAAUGUCAAGGCUGAAAAGGUAUAGGAUUGUACUUACGUAGAGGGAGAUUAGGUAGAAAGUUAUUCUUUCAAUCAUUAAGAUGGCUUUAAAUUUAAAAAAUCUCAUUAAACAUGA
Molecule: messenger RNA, 1470 nt
Organism: Medicago truncatula (barrel medic)
Lineage: Eukaryota; Viridiplantae; Streptophyta; Magnoliopsida; Fabales; Fabaceae
Product: methionine aminopeptidase 1D, chloroplastic/mitochondrial
Exons: 9
Coding region: 60-1115 (351 amino acids)
Biological process (GO): proteolysis
Cellular component (GO): chloroplast
Molecular function (GO): metalloaminopeptidase activity
Source: RefSeq, a predicted model, not a curated record